CGUAACGUCAUGAACAAACAUGGCAGCUGCUGUCAGGAUGAGGACGUGGAGGUUUCCAGGCUUAGGACUGUUUUAUCAAUGGAUGCUGUUUUUCAUAGCUUUACACAGUGGUAUACAUGAAGCAGCCGCAUCACCAGAAACAGGGAAAUGGACCAUUGAGGUUACUGAUGAUUCCAGGCCACUAAUAUUAAAGAAAGCUAUGUUUAAAGACACAGAUGUUGUCCUGAAAGUUGUGUCUUGUAGUUGUUCCAAGGAGGUGAAAAUAACAAUCCACUGGCUUUUGAAAUAUUACUCCUGUUACAAUGAAUAUAAUAAUAUUGAGGAGAUGUAUGAAAGGGCGCCACUAAGCCACGGGGAUAACCUGGACCCUAAACCUAACGCGCCGGGCGAGUACAUAGAACACAUACACAGUCCGGUACCAUGCAAAAAGGACCCACUCUCCUUAACUGGGCUCAACAAAGCCAUGGCUAAACCACGUCCUGCAGAGAGUAAGAAAAACAGCGACCCAGAAUGGAUUUCAGUCGAGUACAACAUGAACAGCACCAAAGCGAACGUUAUAGCUACUACAUGGAGGGACGGGCCUUACCUGCUGGUUGUUAAGGUUAACUCCAGUAUAAAGGAGGCCAAAUGGAAUUUAACAGUCAAUGUGGUGAUGAAAGGCAGCCAUGGCUUCAUUUCUAUCACAGAGUGGCCGCUCAUGAUCUUUUACAUGGUGAUGUGUGUGGUUUACAUCCUGUACGCCUUGCUGUGGUUCAUCUGGGCGGCCUGCUACUGGAAAGAUCUGCUGAGGAUCCAGUUCUGGAUAGCAGGCGUCAUUUUCCUCGGCAUGGUGGAGAAGGCCGUCUUCUGUGCUGAAUAUGAAAACACCAACGGCGUCGGCUCGGCUUCUCCUGGCUUGUUGAUCUUUGCUGAGUUGGUCUCUGCUCUGAAAAGGACUUUGGCACGACUGCUUGUCAUCAUCGUCAGCCUUGGCUAUGGCAUUAUAAAGCCAAGGCUUGGAACAGUGAUGCACAGAGUCGUGGGACUCGGCAUCCUCUACUUUGGAUUCGCAAGCGUUGAGGGCGUCUUGAGGAUUACAGGGACCAAAGACUCAGACUUGGCCCUGUUGGCAAACAUUCCCCUGGCUCUGCUUGAUUCCUCUUUAUGCUGGUGGAUCUUUGUCAGCUUAGCACAAACCAUCAAGACUCUGAAGCUGAGGAGAAACCCAGUGAAGCUUUCUCUCUACAGACACUUUACAAACACGCUCAUAUUUGCUGUCAUUGCAUCUGUCAUCUUUAUGGUUUGGUCUGCUAAAAAGUUGCACCUUGCAAAUUGCCAGUCUGACUGGAUCGAGGUUUGGGUGGAGGAUGCUUUCUGGAGAUUCCUGUUCUCCUUUGUUCUGCUUGUUAUAAUGUUUUUAUGGCGGCCUUCAGCAAACAACCAGAGAUAUGCGUUCACACCUCUCAUCGAUGACUCUGAUGAUGAUGAGAUUGAGUUCAUCGCAUCUUCAAACAUUGCCGAUGGUAUAAAGUUGAGAGCGGCUAAAACUGAGACAAAUGGCACUGCAAAGCUUCCAGAAACAAACCCGGAGGAAGAUUUGAAAUGGGUGGAGGACAACAUUCCUAGCUCUCUUACUGAUGUAGCCCUUCCAGUCCUGCUCGACUCAGACGAGGAAAUUAUGACGACAAAGUUUGAGAUGUCAAAGCUGGAGUGAUGAAGUGAUGGAUA
This is a messenger RNA of Cyprinodon tularosa, 1707 nucleotides long. It is a transcript of the gene tmem87b, whose product is annotated as transmembrane protein 87B. Gene Ontology annotation, cellular component: membrane; Golgi apparatus. NCBI's taxonomy places the organism in Eukaryota, Metazoa, Chordata, Actinopteri, Cyprinodontiformes, Cyprinodontidae. The record is from RefSeq and is a predicted model, not a curated record. Gene Ontology annotation, biological process: retrograde transport, endosome to Golgi. The transcript has 19 exons. The coding region runs from base 20 to 1693 and encodes 557 amino acids.